GCUUGCUCUCUAUAUAUAACACCAACACUCACACUCUCAUCCUCAUAUUAUAAUACAUACUUCAACAUCCUAGGAUUCUCAAGGAGAAAUGGAAAACAUAGAAGAACCAAUGGAUUCCAAUGUUCCAGUCAUACUACAGAGCGAAAAGUUAGCAGAGUAUAUAGUGGAAACUGCUGUUUACCCUCGCGAAAAUGAAUAAAAAUUAUAUAUAUAUGUUUCGAAAUUUAUUAUUAGGGGUUUCAUGGGUACUAGUCCUGAAUCAGGCCAACUAAUGUCAAUAUUGUUGAAGCUAUUGAAUGCCAAAAAGACGAUUGAAAUUGGAGUGUUUACUGGCUACUCUCUUCUUCUUACCGCUCUUAACAUUCCUCUUGAUGGAAAGAUUACAGCCAUAGAUAUUGACAGAAAAGCUUAUGAGGUUGGAUUACCAUUCAUCAAAAAGGCUGGAGUAGAGCACAAGAUUGAUUUUAUAGAGUCUCCAGCUCUGCCAAUUUUGGACAAACUAUUGCAAGAUCCUUCAAACUUGGGAACUUAUGACUUCGCCUUCAUUGAUGCUGACAAAUGGAGCUAUGUGAAGUACCAUGAGAGGCUCAUAAAUCUGGUGAAGGUUGGUGGGUUGCUUGUCUACGAUGACACACUCUUAGGUGGAUUUGUUGUGUGGCCUGAACAGGAUGUUGAAGCUUCUCACAGACCAUAUCGAAAAGCUUUAAUCGAAGUCAACGACGCACUCGCCACAGACCCACGCGUUGAGAUCGCUCUUGCUUCUGUUGGAGAUGGACUCACUAUUUGCAGGCGCAUUGCAUGAUACUACCUAAAUCAUCCUUUCACUUUAAAUAUCAAACCUUAAUAAACUAUAUACGGAUAAAAACGACGAGUUAUUUGAUUAUUAGUACAUGGUUACUCACAUGAAAUUGUCUUGUGUAAAGACGAUAAAUAAAAACUGUUAGAUGACAUUUCAGUCAAACAUGUUAAAUCA
Messenger RNA from Arachis duranensis, 973 nucleotides. RefSeq names its product probable caffeoyl-CoA O-methyltransferase At4g26220. The record is from RefSeq and is a predicted model, not a curated record. NCBI's taxonomy places the organism in Eukaryota, Viridiplantae, Streptophyta, Magnoliopsida, Fabales, Fabaceae. Gene Ontology annotation, molecular function: S-adenosylmethionine-dependent methyltransferase activity; O-methyltransferase activity. The transcript is spliced from 6 exons.